UUGGCUUGGUACGCGUACGUAGAUUGGUGUUGAGUUAAGUAUACAACGUUUACGAAGUUGUUGGUGCAAAAGGUGUGCGCAGAGCGGCGGAAAGUGUGCAAGAAAGCAAAGCAAAGCAAUUAUUGUAUGCGAGUGUGUUGAACGGGCUGGCCAGGCAUCCGUCCAACGUCGACGACCAUUUGUUUUACAAACGUGUAAGUGAGUGAGUGAAGUGGCAGCACAACAGGGAAAAUAGUAACGCAUUAGCUGGCGAGUAAAACAAAGUGCAUUCGAGCAACGGACGACAAACAGCAAGGAAUGCAACUGCUUCGCGUUGCAGUUGUAGAGCGAAAAAUAUUUAAGAUUUCGUUUGAGUUUUGAGUCUACCGAACAAAUUUAUAUUGAAAUAAAUGCAUUUAUUUUUUUAACCUGUUUCUCUUCAAGAUACUCAUAUUAAGUUGAAUACGUACAAGUUUUUAUGCUAGCCUACGGAGAUUUGUUUUAUUUAUUUUGUUCUUCAUCACCGGCGAAAAGUGAAAAGUGUAGUGAAGAAAAAUGAAUAAUUUUACAAAAGCUGAAGCAUUACCAAAGAGUGGACAUGUCAAUGAAGUGUGUAAAGAAUGGCUGGUACGUGAAGACAGCGCGCUCGCCUAUAAAUUGCAAUCACAAGAAAUAAAUGACUUCUACAAAGGCAAUCGACAGCGAAACGCUGUGGUACGUGAGGAUUUUCCCACCGCUCUGAAUGAGCAAAUCAAGGAGAAGGAACAGGCCGAGCGGCAAGUGGAGAUGUAUCGACGUCGACUGCUCGAACAGGAAGCAUAUGAUAAGCGUGUAGCGAAGGAGAUCGCCGAAAAGUUGGAACGUGACUUACAGGAACAGAGGCAAAGAGAGUUGCUGGAGAGCGAAGAAAUGGCGCAGCAGAUGCAGGAGCUCUAUGUGAAUUUGCCGCCACCAAUGCGCGGAAAGGCGCAUGCGCCACCGCCACGUCCAGCUAAAGCAAGUAUCUUGCAACAGAAUCCAAAUGAACCCUCAACAUCGAACGGUAGAUAUUUCGGUAGUAAUAGUGGUAGUGGUAGUAGUAGUCAGCAUUCGAGACAUCAUCAGCAUCAACAACAACAACAGCUAUCACAAUCACCACAACAGCCACAGUCACAACAACAAUUGUCGCCCACAUCAUUUCUAUUGCAACAACAGCAUUUCUCACAAACUGAUUGUUAUGUAGGCCUAACGGUACAAAAGACAUCAUCACCUAUAACAACCACAUCAGCAGCAUUGUCGUCAUUAGCAAAUGCAGUAGAUUCACCAUCGCCACCAACAUCUUCCACACGCCAACACAACAGAUCACAACUAAAUGCACUGAGCAACAGCAACAGCAACAGCAGCAGCGGCAGCAGCGGCUCAUCUGCUGGCGGUCACUUGUUGCAUCAGCAUCAACACUCCUUGUCAUCCAUUUCGUCAGCUUCAGCUGCAUCGACGUCAUCCUCUUCAGCAGCAGCGGCAAUGACUUCAGCAACAGCAGCAUCCUCAUCGGUACAGACAUUCUCAUUUGCACAGCCACAGCCACCACACCAGCUCAAUCACUUUCACUCACCAACAGCACAACAACAACAACAAAAACGCAAUCCGCUCGAAGCGUCACACCCACCAACACAUGCACCCUACACUGACCAUUCUGCACCACCACAACCACAACCACAUACAACCCACCAAUCAACGCCACUAAGCCGGCAGCAGCACCAACAGCCGCUGCAUCAACGUCAACAUUCAGUCGAAGAAUUGAUUGAAUAUUCUGAUGCGGUGGACAGCAUAAGGCAUCUUGAAAAGUGUGCUGCUGCUGGUGGCGGUGGUGGUGGCGCUAGUGUUGACAGCUGCACAACUGAAUCAUCAUUGCACAACACUUUUGGUAGCAACAAUUCCAAUUCACCAAGCGGCGCUUUAACCCAUCGCUUACAUUCGGUGUCAAAUGAGAAUUUGCUAAGAAAUGAACACAAAUUUCAGAAACUCUCACCGGAGAAAUACGAUCAGCUGGUGGGUAAUGAUGCCGCUGGCGGUGGACGUGCGGUUGCGUGUAACGCCGUGGCUGCUGAGCGGCAUAUGCAAGCGCACGCCGAUGAUAUUGAGCUGUAUGUGGAUCCGUGUGAUUAUGCGAGUUUGAAGGAGAUCGGUUUGCCCAUGGAAGAGAUCAAGGAGAUGAGCAAGAAAUUGAAGCAGGAACAAAAAGAUGAGUUGCUGGCACGUCGACUACAGCAAAUGGAGGCGCAUGACGGGCUCACACAAGAGGAACGAGAUCGUCUGAUGGCAAUCGAAGCGCAGGACAAAGAACUAGCCAAAAUGCUGCAAGAGCGUGAGCGCUCCAAAGCAAAACGUGCCAAAGAAAAAGCGCGCCUACGCAAGCAUCAACAAAAGGACGGUGCGGGCAACACCACACUAUGCGGCUCAAAUGGCAGCUUCACGAAUGGAAUGCAUUGUGGGCCACUACUGCCGCUGCCACAGGACUGCCUCUCCUUUGGCAAACAUUCAACACAUGCUGCGGCAGCCUCGCAAACAGCCGCUGCCAACAGUUCACACACGAACGCGCAUCCAAGUGCCCAAAGUGGAAGCGUCCUGCAAAUGUCAGUUGAGGAGGAGGACAUCAUUGACGUGGAGGCGUACUCGAAUCCCAUUGAUGUGCUGCAUAAUCAGCAGCAGCUGCAGCAGCGUCAACAACACAAUGGCACACUGACCAAUGGCAGUUUGACGCGUGAGGGUGGACGACGCAGCGCGAAUAGUCAACAGAACGCUGGCGGUGGUGGCGGCCUCCACAACAAUGCUAUGCUUAAUCGCGUCGACGAUGAUAUCUAUACGCUGCCAGUGGACAGUUGUCGGCCAGGUCAGCGACCCACUUCGCUAAAUAUUAGCGCGAAUGGAGAAGCGCAACUGUUGCAGCACAAUUCGAUGACCAGAUCAGAAAACUACUCCAUUGAUUCGCAUGAUUCACUCAACAGACAUGAGUUAGCGCCACGCAUGAACUACUCGCAAUCGAGUACUUUUGGUAUAUAUGUAUUUGAACAUAAAAGCUCAAGCCCCACACCGCCUUAUAUGCCGAUUCAAGGUACGCGCCGAUCAAAUUCAAGCGACGAUCGUAAAAAGAAGUCCAAGGACAAGUGUACGCAUCAAUGAAAUGUCCAGCAAUUAAGCAAAUUGCUCAUACAAAUAUAUACAUAAAUGUGCAUAAAUACAAUGUACUAUAUAAUCUACUUACCUACAUAUCUUGGUAUGGAAGUGAAACUGCAAAAAUGUUAUUUAUACAUAUAUUUAUUAGUAUACAUAUAGCUGCAUCUAAUCAUCGUUUUUCAUACUAAAUAAUUUAAUUUGCCCUACAUGUAUAAAUUUUAUAAAAAGCUUACAAAGCACACAUAUUUUCGAGUGUGUUUAUGUAUGUAUGUAUGAAAAUCAAAAAUAAACCACUCAUUGUAACUUUGAAAUUCAUAUCGAAAA
This is a messenger RNA of Rhagoletis pomonella (apple maggot), 3456 nucleotides long. RefSeq lists its product as uncharacterized. Lineage: Eukaryota; Metazoa; Arthropoda; Insecta; Diptera; Tephritidae. The transcript is spliced from 11 exons. The coding region runs from base 535 to 3138 and encodes 867 amino acids. The record is from RefSeq and is a predicted model, not a curated record.